Messenger RNA from Sitophilus oryzae (rice weevil), 351 nucleotides. Its product is annotated as aromatase-like. The transcript is spliced from 2 exons. Gene Ontology annotation, molecular function: heme binding; oxidoreductase activity, acting on paired donors, with incorporation or reduction of molecular oxygen; iron ion binding. The coding region runs from base 35 to 283 and encodes 82 amino acids. The record is from RefSeq and is a predicted model, not a curated record. NCBI's taxonomy places the organism in Eukaryota, Metazoa, Arthropoda, Insecta, Coleoptera, Curculionidae.
UACCAUAAGCCAAGUGAGUUCUUACGUUUUGGUUAUGCUUGGAAUGUACCCUCACUAUCAAGAAAGAGUAGUAAAAGAAAUCGACGCUGUACUGGGAAAAGAAGAUAUAAGAGAAGAUGAUAUAUCAAGAUUAGAAUUUAUGGAGAUGGUCAUAAAGGAAGUGAUGAGACUUUUUCCUAUAGCACCGUUCAUUAUGAGGAAGGCUGUUGCAGAUACCGAAGUUGAGGGAUACACUAUUCCUAAAGGCGCUUCUGUCAUGAUAGCCAUUAGCCUGGAUGCAUAGAGAUCCAGUCCAUUGGGAAAAGCCAGACGAAUUCUACCUGAACAUUUUUAUCCAGAAGCAGUUCAAAA